AACUCUGGCUCUUCAAUGAGGAACCGGGGGGGAAAGCAAGCUCUUUCUCUCCCCAAACAAGUGACGGCACCUGUAAACACAGAGGAUUUUGCAGUUCUGCCCAGCCUGGCACUGGGGUUGUGGAGAAUAACCGUUCAGUGAGGACAAGUGUGUGGAUGAGAUUCCUGUCUCCUGUGCAGUGCGGGGCAGGUCCGGGCAAAGUAGGGGAUGUGGGGCAGCUGCAGCAGAAACGCGGAGGGGCGUCUGCAGGAGAAGCUUGGGGCAAACAGAGGCAGGAGUUUUCCUUGUUAACAAUGCAAGGGCAGAUGGAAGGACACAUCCAGCGGAAACGGUGGUAGAGGGAGACCUAGUCGUGCCCAAGAUGACUGUAAGGAAUUGCUCCACGAGAAGCGAUCCCAGUGGAAAUGUCACCCCUAGGAAGCUGCCAAGGCUCUCGUCGCCCGGCGGCUGCGGCGGCGACAGCAGCAAGAGUGGGGUCGUCCUGGACAUCGCGGCGCUGAGGAUGAACGAGCUGGAGUCCGAGGUGCUGCCCCUGCCGCCCCGCUACCGCUUCCGAGACCUGCUGCUGGGGGACCAGAGCUUCCAGAACGACGACAGGGUCCAAGUAGAGUUCUAUGUAAAUGAAAACACCUUUAAAGAGCGACUCAAGCUGUUCUUCAUCAAAAACCAAAGAUCAAGCCUGAGGAUACGGCUAUUCAACUUUUCUCUGAAGCUUCUCACCUGCCUUCUCUAUAUUGUACGUGUCCUGCUCGAUAACCCAGCAGAGGGGAUAGGAUGCUGGGGAUGCGAGAAGCAGAAUUACACGACCUUCAACCAGUCCACAGAUAUCAACUGGGCUCCCAUCUUAUGGGUGGACAGGAAAAUGCCACUCUGGGCCAUCCAGGUCAGCAUUGCUUUAAUCAGCUUUCUAGAGACCAUGCUACUCAUCUAUCUCAGCUACAAGGGAAACAUUUGGGAGCAGAUUUUUCGCAUUUCAUUCAUCCUGGAAAUGAUCAACACAGUGCCCUUUAUCAUCACAAUCUUCUGGGCUCCUUUGCGGAAUUUGUUUAUUCCGGUUUUUCUGAACUGCUGGCUGGCCAAGUACGCCUUGGAAAACAUGAUAAAUGACUUGCAUCGUGCCAUACAGAGAACGCAGUCUGCCAUGUUCAAUCAGGUGCUGAUUCUCAUCUGUACCCUGCUGUGUCUUCUUUUCACGGGAACCUGCGGCAUCCAGCAUCUAGAAAGAGCGGGCGAAAACCUCUCCCUCUUCAAGUCCUUUUAUUUCUGCAUUGUGACCUUCUCCACAGUGGGCUACGGGGACGUGACCCCAAAGAUUUGGCCCUCGCAGCUCCUGGUGGUUAUCAUGAUUUGCGUAGCCCUGGUGGUGCUGCCUCUCCAGUUUGAGGAGCUUGUGUACUUAUGGAUGGAGCGCCAGAAAUCGGGGGGGAAUUACAGCCGUCACCGUGCCCAGACUGAGAAGCAUGUUGUCCUCUGUGUCAGUUCCCUCAAGAUCGACCUCCUCAUGGACUUCCUCAAUGAGUUCUACGCUCAUCCCCGGCUACAGGAUUACUACGUCGUGAUCUUGUGCCCAACAGAGAUGGACAUACAGGUCCGGCGAGUCCUUCAGAUUCCUCUCUGGUCACAGCGAGUGAUCUAUCUCCAGGGGUCUGCGCUGAAAGACCAGGACCUCAUGAGAGCCAAAAUGGAUAAUGGAGAGGCCUGCUUCAUUCUCAGCAGUCGAAAUGAGGUGGAUCGCACGGCUGCGGACCAUCAGACCAUCCUGAGAGCCUGGGCAGUAAAAGAUUUUGCCCCCAACUGUCCUCUCUACGUUCAGAUUCUCAAGCCUGAAAAUAAGUUUCACGUCAAGUUUGCUGAUCACGUGGUCUGCGAGGAAGAGUGCAAGUACGCCAUGCUGGCUUUGAACUGCGUCUGUCCGGCAACAUCCACGCUCAUCACCCUCCUGGUUCACACGUCCCGGGGACAGGAAGGCCAGGAGUCCCCUGAGCAAUGGCAACGGAUGUACGGGCGCUGCUCAGGCAAUGAAGUUUAUCACAUCCGGAUGGGGGACAGCAAGUUCUUCAUGGAGUAUGAAGGGAAAAGCUUCACGUACGCUGCCUUCCAUGCACACAAGAAGUACGGCGUCUGCUUGAUAGGCAUCAGGAGGGAAGACAACAAGAGCAUCCUGCUGAACCCCGGGCCACGGCACAUCAUGGCAGCAUCGGACACCUGCUUCUACAUCAACAUCACCAAGGAGGAGAACUCCGCCUUCAUAUUCAAGCAGGAGGAGAAGCAAAAGAAGAAGGGGUUUGCGGGGCGAGGGGCCUACGACGGUACCUCCCGGCUGCCUGUUCACAGCAUCAUCGCAAGCAUGGGAACAGUAGCCAUGGAUCUGCAAAAUACAGAGUGCCGGCCUGUUAACAGCAGCAAGCUGACCCUCCCGGCUGAAAAUGGGUCAGGCACCAGGCGACCUAGCAUUGCCCCAGUGCUCGAGUUAGCUGACAGCUCUUCCCUCCUGCCCUGUGACCUGCUUAGUGACCAGUCGGAAGAUGAGAUGACUCAGUCGGAUGAAGAAGGGCCUAUGGUUGUUGAGUACGUGAAAGGCUACCCACCCAACUCCCCCUACAUUGGGAGCUCUCCCACUUUGUGUCAUCUCUUACCUGAAAAGGCCCCAUUCUGCUGCCUCAGGCUGGACAAGGGUUGCAAGCACAACAGUUUUGAAGAUGCCAAGGCCUAUGGGUUUAAGAACAAGUUGAUUAUAGUCUCAGCAGAGACUGCUGGGAAUGGGCUGUAUAAUUUCAUCGUCCCCCUCCGCGCCUACUACCGGUCCCGGAAGGAGUUAAACCCAAUUGUGCUACUGCUGGAUAACAAGCCAGAUCAUCACUUUUUGGAAGCCAUCUGUUGUUUCCCCAUGGUUUACUACAUGGAAGGCACGAUUGAUAACCUAGACAGUCUGCUGCAGUGUGGCAUCAUUUAUGCUGACAACUUGGUGGUGGUGGAUAAAGAGAGUACCAUGAGCGCCGAGGAAGAUUACAUGGCAGAUGCCAAAACCAUUGUCAACGUCCAAACCAUGUUCAGGCUGUUUCCAAGCCUCAGCAUCAUCACAGAGCUGACCCACCCAUCCAAUAUGAGAUUCAUGCAGUUCCGAGCGAAGGACAGCUACUCCUUGGCCCUUUCCAAACUAGAAAAGAAAGAGCGAGAGAACGGCUCCAACCUGGCAUUCAUGUUCCGGCUCCCGUUUGCCGCCGGCAGGGUGUUCAGUAUCAGCAUGUUGGAUACGCUGCUCUACCAGUCCUUCGUGAAGGACUACAUGAUCACCAUCACAAGGCUGCUGCUGGGCCUCGACACCACGCCAGGCUCAGGCUACCUCUGUGCGAUGAAGAUCACUGAAGAUGACCUGUGGAUCCGGACAUACGGCCGUCUCUUCCAGAAGCUCUGCUCUUCCAGUGCAGAGAUUCCCAUUGGGAUCUACAGGACCGAAUCACACAUGUUUGCAACCUCCGAGCCUCAUGACAUCAGAGCGCAGUCACAGAUCUCAAUCAAUGUUGAGGAUUGCGAGGAUACCAAAGAUGUCAAGGAGCACUGGAGCAUCAAGACGAGCCAUCACAGGAACUCCUGCUCCAGCGACCAGUCUGAGCACCCCUUGCUACGGCGCAAAAGCAUGCAGUGGGCCCGCCGGCUGAGCAGGAAAGGAAACAAGCACACGAGCAAGACAGCCGAGUGGAUCAGCCAGCAGAGACUGAGUCUGUACAGGAGGUCGGAAAGGCAGGAGCUUUCGGAGCUCGUCAAAAACCGGAUGAAACACCUGGGUUUGCCCACCACGGGGUACGAGGAUGUAGCAAAUUUAACAGCCAGUGAUGUGAUGAAUCGGGUAAACCUUGGAUAUUUGCAAGAUGAAAUGAAUGACCACCAGAACACGCUGUCCUAUGUCCUAAUCAAUCCACCUCCGGACACGCGCCUGGAACUCAAUGAUAUCGUGUAUUUAAUACGCUCUGACCCUCUAGCGCAUGUAUCCAAUGACACGCACAGUCGGAAAAGCAGCUGCAGUAACAAGCUGGAUUCCUGCAAUCCUGAAACCAGAGAUGAAACGCAGCUCUGAAUGACCUUUGCACUGAACACGUGUCUUCUCCUCCUCAUAUUGCUAAUGCAUGGGAUUGUAAGAGAACUGACUGUAAACCAAACCCAGGGGGAAGGGUCUUUGCGGGAACAUGCACGCCAGGUGGAAGUCUGUACAGGAAUCGAGAAGCAAAGAUCAACUGUCAGCGGUUCCUGGCAGUUUACUCCUCCGUUCACAUUGCACUAUGGAAAUGUCAUUCCCAACCUGGAUUCAAGCUGCUUAGAAAUGCCUUGGAAAGGAAGCUCCUAGAACAUGGGUGUUAAAGUUCAGGCGGCCAAGGAAAAGGCUGGCAGUCGCAUCCGUCUUUUUGUUUCUAACUUUUUAUAUGCACUGCAACUAGUGAGACGGUCUUUGGUGACACUGGCAGAAGCAGCCCAAACUGAGAUCAUAUGAGUCAAGCCUGGUUUACAAGAAGGAUCAUGCUGGAAAAUGUCCCUGAUACCAUGCAAAUUGCUCUACCCCCCAACCCCCAGUCAACCGGGGAAGUGCCAAUGCAAGAGAGAAAAAAUGAUCCUGUAAUCUUCUUUCUGUUUCUGGUGGGAUCCCCUGCCUGAUGGGCCACCCUACCUUAUUGUCUCACAUUGAUGUUCUUAGUGUGCUUCAGCAUUUGUAGGCCUACUGCCAUUUGCUAGCAUGGGGAAGGGAGUCCGACAGAAGAGCGAUCCAGGGAGAAAUAGAGACCAAGUUAUUUGUGGCCAGUGAUGGAGAGCUGCUCAGGGUGGGGCGCAGAACGCCUUGAUCUUGGAGGGGUGAUGGGAGCGUGCGGUUUGUCCUUAGGAGCUGGACUCAGCACCUUGCCCAUCUCUUGAAACUGCAGCAUCCUGUGCUUAUGUGUGUCACGUCCUGUCCAAAGGAUGUGCUGACUCCAGCAUUUCCUUUAACAUGUCAUAAACCAACUAAAGGGGGACCAAAAGUCAUGGCAUCUUCCAUGCGCACUUGGCGAUUAUGUGUGUCCAUAUCGCUGCAGAAACAUUGGCUCAGCUUCCUAUUGUUGUUGGGCCCCCCCCGGAUAAUAUCCACACACAGACUUUGGCCUAUGGUGAAAGUAUUUGGUACCUCCUCUGGCUUGCAUGCUAGAUACUAUCAGCUGGCAACUGCCCUAUCUUAGCCAUUCCUCUCAGAGGGUUGAAGAUCCCUUCUAUCAUGGAGAUUGAAAUGCAAACAAGGAUCCAGGAUUAGCAUGAAGGGUAAGCUAAUUGAUGAGUCCCAUAUCACCAGAUGGGCAGGGACAGAGAAUAGGGAUAGCUUGGCUGUGUUGCAUGCUUUUGUCAUUGAUACAGGGCUGAAUCUAGGGUGGUCCUGCACAUCAAUUCUGAAAAAACUGAUUUAAAGGU
Molecule: messenger RNA, 5427 nt
Organism: Gavialis gangeticus (Gharial)
Lineage: Eukaryota; Metazoa; Chordata; Crocodylia; Gavialidae
Gene: KCNT1
Product: potassium sodium-activated channel subfamily T member 1
Exons: 32
Coding region: 362-4075 (1237 amino acids)
Biological process (GO): potassium ion transport
Cellular component (GO): membrane
Molecular function (GO): intracellular sodium-activated potassium channel activity
Source: RefSeq, a predicted model, not a curated record